This is a messenger RNA of Haliotis rufescens (red abalone), 8993 nucleotides long. RefSeq names its product cytoplasmic FMR1-interacting protein-like. Bases 152 to 3946 code for a protein of 1264 amino acids. The transcript is spliced from 29 exons. Lineage: Eukaryota; Metazoa; Mollusca; Gastropoda; Lepetellida; Haliotidae. Gene Ontology annotation, molecular function: RNA 7-methylguanosine cap binding; small GTPase binding. Gene Ontology annotation, biological process: regulation of actin filament polymerization; regulation of translation; axon guidance. The record is from RefSeq and is a predicted model, not a curated record. Gene Ontology annotation, cellular component: neuron projection; synapse; SCAR complex.
GAGUUACCUCCCUUUAUCAAAGCGGAAGUGUCUCCAUAUUUAUAAUAAUUUUAUCGGAAUUCGUUCUAAUUUACGUAUAGAAAUGUUACGGUCCUAAUUGAGAAGAAGUGCACACUUUCAGAAGAUAGUUCUUAGAGGCACACCAAGCGCGAUGUCUGUGGGGGCGGGUGAGAAGAUCACCCUGACUGAUGCGCUACAGAAUGUGGAUGUGUUGGACGAGCUCCACCUUCCGGACCAGCAGCCAUGUAUCGAGGCCAUGCCGCAGUCCGUGCACUACCGUGCAGACUUCGACACCAACUUCGAGGACAGAAACGCCUAUGUUACCGGUGUGGCCAAGUACAUUGAAGAGGCCACAGUUCAUGCUGAUCUGAACAAGCUGCUUGAGGAGGGGCAGGAGUAUGCCGCCAUGUUGUACACCUGGAGGUGCUGCUCCCGUGCACUGCCACAGGUGAAGAGCAAUGACCAGCAAAAUCGUACACAGAUUUACCAGAAGAUUGUGGAGGUUCUAGAGCCACAGGUGUCUCGACUGACCGAUUUCAUGCACUUCCAGAAAAGAGCUAUUGAGCGAUUUUCUGAUGAGGUUCGUCGUUUGUGCCACAAAGAAAAGAAGAAUGAUUUUGUGUCUGAGGCGUAUCUGCUGACACUUGGGAAGUUCAUUAACAUGUUUGCUGAACUGGACGAGCUGAAGAACAUGAAGGCUAGUGUGAAGAAUGACUACUCAGCAUACAGGAGAGCUGCUCAGUUCCUCAAGGUUAUGGCCGACCCAAAUGUUCUACAGGAGUCUCAGAACCUAUCCAUCAACUUGGCCACCCAGAACAAGAUCCGGUCCACAGUGAAGGAGAACUUAGCCCAGAUCCCCGGCCAUGAAGACCUGCUGGCAGACAUCGUCAACCUGUGUCUGCAGCUGUAUGAAGCUCAGAUGUUCCUGGAGCCCAGUGAGAAGUACAUGCUGGUCAAGGUAAUGGCAUUUGGGCUGUUUUUGAUGAACUCCAAAGAAGGCAUCAAUAUCUACAAGAUGGAUGCCAAGAAGAGAAUCAACAUCAGCAAGAUAGACAAGAUCCUGAAGCAACUGGAGGUUGUGCCUCUGUAUGGAGACAUGCAGAUAGCUCCAUUCCACUUCAUCAAGAACGCAGCGGUGUUCGAGCCGUCCAAGUGGCCGUGCUGUGAGUCGAGCCAGCCCAGCCCGCAGUCCAACCUGCUGGUCAACCUGGAGGCUAUCCGAGAAGACCACAUGCAGUUCAUCAGCCAGCUGUCCCGCCACAGCAACGAGGCCAUCACUACCACCAGGGAGAGUCCGCGGAAUGACGCGGAGAACAAGGAACUGACGGACCUGGCGCUCCGCGGACUGCAGCUGCUCUCAGCCUGGACACAGCAGGUCAUGGAACUGUAUUCCUGGAAGCUGCUGAAUCCGACUGAUCCUCGUCAGAAUCCACUGUGUCCACAAGAUGCAGAAGAGUAUGAGAGGUCCACCCGGUACAACUACAGCAAGGAGGAGAAGUUUGCCCUGAUUGAAGUGAUUGCCAUGAUCAAAGGGCUGCAACUCCUCAUGGCCCGGAUGGAGUCGGUGUUCAUGGACGCCAUACGGCGCCACAUCUAUACCGAGUUGCAGGACUUUGUUCAGCUGGUACUCAGGGAGCCACUGAGGAAGUCCAUCAAGAAGAAAAAUGAUGUCAUUAAAGUUAUCAUCAUGUCGGUGAGAGACACAUGUGCCGAUUGGCUGAGAGGUGUGGAGCCCCAGGAUGACCCCGCCAUGCGGGGAAAGAAGGACCCUGACGACGGCUUCCACAUCAAAGUCCCGAGGAGGAAUGUUGGACCCUCAACGACACAGCUGUACAUGGUUCGGACCAUGCUGGAGUCUCUGAUCGCAGACAAGAGUGGCGGCAAGAAGACGCUGAGGAAGGACAUCGACAUCCAGCACCUGCAGGCCAUUGACAACUUCCACAAGACUUCCUUCUUCUGGAACUACGUGCUCAACUUCAACGAGUCGCUGUUCAACUGCUGCGACUUGUCCCAACUGUGGUACCGAGAAUUCUUCCUGGAGCUCACCAUGGGCAAGAGAAUACAGUUCCCGAUUGAGAUGUCGAUGCCCUGGAUCCUCACCGACCACAUCCUGGAGACCAAGGAACCUUCCAUGAUGGAGUACAUCCUGUACCCCCUGGACUUGUACAACGACUCCGCCCACUACGCCCUGACCAAGUUCCGGAAACAGUACCUGUAUGAUGAGGUGGAGGCUGAGGUGAAUCUGUGUUUUGAUCAAUUUGUGUACAAGUUGAGUGACCAAAUCUUCGCCUACUACAAGCAUCUUGCAGGAAGCAUCAUGCUGGACAAGCGGUUCCGAGCCGAGUGUGCCAGUCAGGGCGCCAAGAUCUUCUACCCAGUGGCCAACCGCUACUCCACGCUGCUCAAACAGAGACACGUCCAGAUUCUGGGUCGUUCGUUUGACUUGAACCGUCUGGUGAGUCAGCGACUGAAUGCAGCGCUACAGAAGGCCCUGGAUGUUGCCAUCUCACGAUUUGAGUCCCAGGACAUCACCGGUGUCAUGGAACUAGAGGGCUUGAUAGAGGUCAACCGCCUGUGUCACAAACUCCUGUCCGAACUGGUCGUACUCAACAAUUUUGAUGCCAUGUUGAGCGAGGCCAACCACAAUGUGUCCGCUCCUUAUGGGCGGAUAACUCUGCAUGUCUUCUGGGAACUCAACUACGAUUUCCUGCCCAACUAUUGUUACAAUGCAGCCACAAACAGGUUUGUGAAGACUCGACUGCCGUUUGUGACGGACGCCAAGCGAGACAAGCCCCUCAACCCUUCACAGUAUUACAUCUGGGGCACCAAGGUGCUGAACACUUCCUACACCACCAUCUACAGCCUGUACACAGGGUUCAUUGGUCCACCCCACUUCCGAGCAAUCUGCCGGCUCCUCGGCUACCAGGGCAUUGCUGUUGUCAUCGAAGAACUACUCAAAACCGUCGAGGGCUUUCUGAAGGAGACGACGAUGGAGUAUGUGCGGACACUGAUGAGGGUGAUGCCAGAGAGUUGCAAGCUGCUCAGAUACGACUACGGGUCUCCAGGUGUGAUGGGGUACUACCAGGCCCAGCUGACAGACCUGAUUCAGUAUCCUGACUUGAGGACAGAGGUGUUCCAGAGCUUCAGGGAGAUGGGCAAUGCCAUUCUGUUCACUUUGCUGGUGGAACAGGCUCUGACCCAGGAGGAAGUGUGUGACUUGAAGCAUGCGGCUCCCUUCCAGAACAUCAUCCCAAAGCCAUUCAUCCACGUCAAAGAUGCAGAUAAUCGGAAGAAUCGUGAUGAGGAGCUGAAACAAGUGAUGAAACAGUUGGAGAAGAAGUAUGCAGCGCUUCAGAUUGUGUCCGUCAUCAAGAAACUUGGCAACCAGACGCAAGCCGACAUCGCUGCGGAGGGUGACCUGCUGACUCGAGAACGCCUGUGCUGUGGACUGUCCAUGUUUGAGGUCGUCCUCAACCGCAUCAAGUCCUUCCUCAAUGAGCCACUGUGGCACGGCAUGCCGCCCGUCAACGGUGUCAUGAACGUGGACAAGUGUACCGAGUUCCACCGCCUAUGGUCAGCAGUACAGUUUGUGUUCUGUAUGCCCGUCGGAGAGAAUGAAUUCACUGUGGAAGAGCUGUUCGGUGAGGGACUGAACUGGGCGGGAUGUACUCUGAUCAUGUUGCUAGGGCAACAGCGGAGGUUCGAGUGCCUGGACUUCUGCUAUCACAUACUGCGAGUCAACCGAGUGGACAUGAAGGAUGAAAAUGUCAAGGGCAUUCAACUGAAGAGAAUGGUGGAUCGCAUCCGCAAGUUCCAGAUCCUCAACAACCAGAUUUUCUCCGUUCUCAACAAAUACAUGAAGACAAGUGACACGGAGAGUAUGCCGGUGGAGCACGUCCGCUGCUUCCCUCCCCCCAUUCACCAGUCUCUCGCUACUACCAUCUGAAGCACUGGGGAGCCUAGUGGGUUAAGCGUUAGCUCGUCAUCGAAUAGGGUUUGAAGCCCAUUCUGGUGGUCCAGCUGUGAUAUAGCUGGACUGUUACUGAAAGCAGCAUGGAAGUAAACCCCUUACUGACACUGUUGCAUAGUAUAUACUACAGGUAGAUAGCACAGGCUUCAUUUUCUGGGUCUCUGAACAGUCGGUACUUCCUUAUGUCCAAUAUUAGCAAAGAAACCUGUGUAAUAGUUCAUUAAAAUAUGUGUACCUUCAACAUCCAAAUGUGGAAGUCAGUUUCAGUAUUUACAAACUGACCAAAAAAUGUGAAUCUGAGAAAGUUGCUGAUGUUGCAGUUUCUGGGUACAAGAUGCUGAACACAUGGUUAUAGAGAACAAAAAUGUGCCAUAAAUGGUUAAUCAGUGUCAUUUAAUUAAUUGAUUUUAUUAACGGCAAAAUUAUUAAUUACCUGCUUUACCAUGCUUGACAUUGUUUCAUAACCAGAAUUGAAAUCUAUUAUAAAUAAUUGAUAUGACACUAUGACUGCAUCUGCCCCAUGUAGGGAGUGUUCCUGAUGGGUUGGGGAUGUGUAGAGGUACAGCCUAUUGAUCAUCCUGUGCAGAGAGCCAGAGAUCUUUGCAUUCAGUCUCACAAACAUUUUCUUCUAGAACUAAAUGGGUCAGUGAGAUUGUCUACUGGUUUAAACGUUUGCUCAUCACACCGAAGACCCAGGUUCGAUUCCCUACAUGGUACAGUGUGUGAAGCCCAUUUCUGGUGUCCCCUGUCAUAAUAUUGCCCAAAUCAGCGUAAAACCAUACUCAUUCACUCACCCCCAGAAUUAACUAUUGAUAGAGUUGUAAGGUCACAGUGAUGGACUACUGAACUUUAGGCAGAUGCAUAUUUAAUUUGUUCUAUGAAUUUUAUUUUGAAGGAAUAGGGUAUUUUUUCUUUGCAUUUUUUAAGUCAAAAUAGUUUUCCCUCAUUAAAAAUUAUUGUGUAAUAUAUUCCACGUAAUCCCAGUUUUGUACAUCCUCCUUGAAAUCAGGGUUUUGAAGAUAAUAUUCAGCUUAUUAUCUGCCUAGACACUGUGUAACAAUGAUAGUGUCUUAUACUUCUAUUUUAAUUGUUUUUCUUUUGAAUUUGUCCCUAAGAAAUAUGAUGUUAUAGUGAUCAUAUUUGAGUUUUGAUUCCUGGUGAUUUAAGUUACUAUUUUAUCAUGAUUUUAGUUGUCUGAAGUAAAAGUCAACUUGGGCUUGUUAGAUAUGUCUUAAUGAUGUUAAUGACUUGCCAUUUACAGAUCUUCGUCUAUUUCAGAAGUUUAUUUUUAUGACAUGUAUGUGCUUAAUAAUUGCAUUCGUUACCUUUAUUUGUAGCUUGUCUUUGUUUGAGACCCAUGCACAGAUCUGAAAUCAAUGUUGUCUUAGACAUGCCAAAAUAUUUCAUUAAGACAAUAAUCCGCAAAUCAGUGAAGCACAUCCAUGCAUUUGGUUUAUAUUGUUCAGGCUUUGGAUGGAUUAAUUCAUUAAAACAACAGCCGUAAGGGGAGAUUACCCUCACUGUCAUUUGCAUCAUUUAAUAUUGAUAAUUUGCAUAUUACUCUCCAAUGAACUAAGGGAGUUUGUUGGUCAUUCAUCACCAUCAUUUUCUUCUAUUUUAUGUUAUGAUGAUUGCUAUUCAUCUUUAAUCUAAUUGAACUGUAAAAUCUUCAAGUAUAAGGUAUUUGUUUCUUGUAUUUAUUCUUGUAAUUUAUGUACCUUGUUGAUUAGUUCUUCAUCUUCUUGGUGGAGAUGAUGGGCACCUAAUUUGCAGAGCUAUCAGCUUCCUUGUAUCACCUCAUCUUGUCAGUCAUCACUCCUUGGUUGUUGUAUCACAGCAUCAGUCUGGUAGUGUUCCUGUGGGGGGCCUUGGAGUAGUGUUGUGGAGAAAUCAUUGCUUACUUUUCAAAAGCCUGGGUUCAAUGUGUGAAGCCAAUGCUUAGUUUCCCAUGCUUGGUUUCUCCAUGCUUGGUUUCUCUAUGCUUAGUUUAUCCAUGCCUAGUGUCUCCAUGCUUGGUUUCUCUAUGCUUGGUUUCUCUAUGCUUAGUUUAUCCAUGCCUGGUUUCUCCAUGCUUGGUUUAUCCAUGCCUAGUUUAUCCAUGCAUAGUUUAUCCAUGCCUAGUUUCUCCGUGCUUGGUUUCUCCAUGCUUGAUUUAUCCAUGCUUGGUUUUUCCAAGCUUCGUUUAUCCAUGCCUGGUUUCUCCAUGCCUGGUUUCUCCAUGCUUGGUUUCUCCAUGCUUGGUUUCUCAAUGCCUGGUUUCUCCAUGCUUGGUUUCUCCAUGCUUGGUUCCUCAAUGCUUGGUUCCUCAAUGCUUGGUUUCUCCAUGCCUGGUUUCUCCAUGCUUGGUUUCUCCAUGCUUGGUUCCUCAAUGCUUGGUUUCUCCAUGCCUGGUUUCUCCAUGCUUGGUUUCUCCAUCCCUGGUUUCUCCAUGCCUGGUUUCUCCAUGCCUGGUUCCUCAAUGCUUGGUUCCUCAAUGCUUGGUUUCUCCAUGCCUGGUUUCUCCAUGCUUGGUUUCUCCAUGCCUGGUUUCUCCAUGCUUGGUUUCUCCAUGCUUGGUUUCUCCAUGCCUGGUUUCUCCAUGCUUGGUUUCUCCAUGCUUGGUUUCUCGAUCCCUGGUUUCUCCAUGCUUGGUUUCUCUAUGCUUGGUUUCUCCAUGCUUGGUUUCUCCAUGCUUAGUUUCCCCAGGCUUGAUAUGAAUUGAACAAUGCUAAAACAGCACAACACCCUACUCAUUCUCUCACUCACUAGUUUCCCUGUGGUGGGAAUAGUCAAGAACAAUUCAUAGCAACAUACUUGGACAUGUAGGAACUGACCAUCAGGACAUCAUCAGACAUCAAAAGAAGGAGUUUAUUGAGAGUUUUCUGCAGCUACAUCGCUAUACAAAUAAAAUAUCCAUAUUUUCUCUCUGUGCAAAUUAACUGCUCAAAUAUUGUAGAUAGUAGGAGACAGGAAACACUGAGGACAAAACAUCUGUGUUAUUUACCCUUGAAAUUAAAGUGCGAAGUCUUCCUGUUCAACCCACUCCUAAAUACCAAUCAAAUACUUCAUGUACAUGUUUCACAUUCAAUAACUUUCUCUUGGAGAUUUUUGUAGAUAUGUUUUUUUACUGCGUAAAGGUGAUUGAGUGGUGCCGACAUCACCAGAGGCAAGUGCAAUCAAAUGUCAGAUUUCGGUGUUAGAUAAGUGCUUGGACGUUUUUAUAUGACGAAACAUACCAGUUACCUCAUUGAUGUUGCUAGUCUGUGAAGUAAUUUCCUGUUUGUAUUUUACAUAAGAAUAUUGCGUGUCUGUUCAUACUGAUCAAGAUGAUAAUUGUUAUACAUGAAAACAAAGAUUAGCCACUCUGGUUAUACCUAUGAUGAAAUUAACCAUUGCAGAGUUAUGCCCCUUCGGUGUGUCUGGAUCUUGGAUUUGAAACACAAAUUCUGGUUCGUCUGCAGGCAAUAUUACUGUUUUUGUGGAUCCAACCAAGGUGGUAUUUGUCUAUGAUCCUGUGAUGAGGACCCAAAUUUUCAGCAUCAUAACUACUUAAAGACUAUUUUCCUGAGAACUUUCCUUUCAUUAUGCAAUGGUAGUAUGUUGUGGUUUGUUGCCAUUUUACUGAUAAUCUGGGUGAGUUCAUAGCAUCAGCUUGCAUGAUGCAUUGUAGAAAUGAACCAUGUUUGUGCUGCAGACUAAAUUUUCUAAGUUUGUAUUUUGCGAUAAGUUUGAAUAGACAUAGGCAGUUUUAGAUCAGUUAGUCUUCUAUGCAUAGUUGUGUGGUAGCUAGUAUCUGUGAUAAUUCAGACAUGUUGACUGGCUCAGGGUGGCGCGGAGGCUUGGUUGUCGGCUGUUGUAGUGUUGCUAUGCUUGUCUUUGUGUUUCGUUGUAUUGCUUUUCACAAGAGCUUACUUUGCUUUCAGUAGAUCCAAACACUAGAAAAGAUUAUGCUGGUAAAAUUAUGAAAAUAUCAUGAAACAAGAUUUUGAAUUUGAUCAUUGGGGUGUUGCUGCCAAAUUCAUGAAAUGUUGGUUGCAAUAAUGUUUUACUUUUUGUAACAAUUUUUUAAGUAUGGUGAUUAAACAGGAAUAAUAAGUGUUUUUGAUGACACGUGCUGAAUUUACACAUCACUUUUCCAAGGUCAGCAUAUGUAAAAAAACAGAUAUUUUGGUGUUUUUUUAAAGAAAUAUUACGCUUGGUCCAUGACUGCAUUUAAACCACAUACACUUGUCUCUUGUUAUCCCAAUCACGAUGAACCCGACUUUGGUCAUGGAAUGAAGCCCCAGAUGCAUGUUCAUUGCAAUCCCUUGGGUGAUCUCAAAGCUGAGUUGUUCCUGCUUUGGAUAACAAUAGUCCGCUGUUUUAUAUGUAUAGAUACCUAGGAGGGGUUUGUCUAGGCUUGUUCAGAGGCUGCAGCAAAUAUCAUUAUGAAAUCCCAAAUUGGUAUUAAAACAUUCCCUGAUCAUGUGAAAUAUAGAAUGUUAUAUGAAAUGUGAUGGCUUGGUCAGGUCAACUAUUUCAUUGAUGUCAGGACCCAUAAUGAGAAGAGGCUUUAAUGCUUAGUAUUACAUUAUUGAAGUUAAUGUUAACAUACAUUUUUUUAAAAGAGGUAAGAAUUUGUAACUUUUAUAAAACUCAAUCUUGGACAAAAUAAAAAAAUCCUGAUUUUGCUUUUGAAGGGCUACUAUUUUGGAAUACUAGAUAAAUUCCUGACUAGAAAUCAAUACUUAUAUUAAUCUGUUUAAUGCUUAAAUGCUGCUGUAUGUAUAUUUACCGAGUAAGAAAGAAAUUGUUAAUAGGUAGUACACUGUUCUAAAAGCCUAUUGUGUAGCAGGUAGUAUCACCCAGUAUCUCAUCAUGCUGCAAGAUUAUGCUCUUUCAUGUGAACAAUUUCAAUAUUGUACAUUUCCUAAUGCUGUUUGUACAGUUUUGUUCUGAGUAGAAAUCAUCCUGAAUUCUUUUUCAGAAUAUCAACAUUUUGUAAAGACUUUUUCCUAUCAAUGAAUUUAUUAACUAUAUCAUGUAAUAAACAUUUACCAAAUUA